AUUGAGAUUUGAACUAAAAAUCUAUUGUAAUUUGUAAAGAAAGAGACUUUAAUACUUCAAUUUUAUUUUACUUUCUAACAAAAAUUCCCUUGAUUUGUUUCUUAAAUUAGAAUUAAAAAAAAAAAAAAAACAAAUAUCGGGUCGGGCACUACCCGCACCUAACCGAAAAACGAUCCGGAUAUGGUUCUGAGAAACGAGUGGCUCUCUUCUUGACCCGAACGAUCACCCCCAGACCAAAAAUUCCAAUCCAGACAUGGCUUCUUCUCACUCUUCCAACAUCAUCCAUGGCUACCACGCUCUCUCUCUUUAGCUCCUCAUUUCUGCACCACUGCGCCAAAUCCACUUCAAGAACCUGCUCCAGCUUCAAACUCAGAGCUUCUCUUUCGACGUCCCCGUCAUCCAUGGCGGCCACGGCGGAGAAGGUUGUCCCCGCCGUCAUAGUGGGCGGCGGCCGCGUCGGGAGAGCCCUUCAAGACAUGGGCGGCGGCGACGAUGUUCUAGUUAAGAGAGGGGAUCCCGUGCCGCUAAAUUUCGCCGGCCCGAUUCUGGUUUGCACCCGCAAUGAUGACCUAGAUGCGGUGCUUGAAUCCACUCCGAAAUCUCGAUGGAGCGAAUGGAAUGCUGGAGCCGUGGUUUGAAACUAAAGGCCUCGGAGAUGCUGAUCAAGUUCUGGCAUAUUUUGCUGUGUCAAAGCUUGGCGAACCUCCUGUGGACGGGAUAACCGACACUAAUCCAGAGGGACUAACUGCCGCGUAUGGGAAGUGGGCUUCUGCUGUUGCUGGGAGAUUGCGUGCUGGGGGCCUGUCUUGCAAGGUUCUUGAAAAAGAGGCAUUCCAGAAACAAAUGCUUGAGAAGCUUAUAUGGAUAUGUGCCUUCAUGCUCGUUGGAGCCCGUCAUCCUGGAGCGACCGUAGGUGCUGUGGAGAAGGAAUAUCGUUCUGAGGUAUCAAGCCUUAUAGGUGAACUCGCUGCAGCUGCAGCCGCGGAGAAAGGUUUAGUCUUUGAGGACGCGAUUGAGGAGAGGCUAUGCGCUUACUCGCGUGCAGUUGCUCACUUCCCUACAGCAGUGAAAGAGUUUAAAUGGAGGAAUGGAUGGUUCUAUUCUCUCUCAGAGAAGGCGAUUGCUCAAGGCAAACAAGAUCCAUGUCCCUUACACACUGUUUGGCUCAAAGAACUCAAGAUAGUUUAAUGAGAUUUCUUUUUGUUUUUUGUUUGGAUUUUGUCAUUCUAUGUGUAGAAUUGUGACUUCAAAUUGAUGGUGCAGUUUAAGUUUACACCAUGUUUCAGAUAACGAAUGCAUAUUUCAUACAAA
Messenger RNA from Salvia miltiorrhiza (redroot sage), 1311 nucleotides. RefSeq lists its product as uncharacterized. The record is from RefSeq and is a predicted model, not a curated record. NCBI's taxonomy places the organism in Eukaryota, Viridiplantae, Streptophyta, Magnoliopsida, Lamiales, Lamiaceae. The coding region runs from base 574 to 1188 and encodes 204 amino acids. The transcript is spliced from 5 exons.